Molecule: messenger RNA, 1254 nt
Organism: Candidozyma auris
Lineage: Eukaryota; Fungi; Ascomycota; Pichiomycetes; Serinales; Metschnikowiaceae
Exons: 1
Coding region: 1-1254 (417 amino acids)
Biological process (GO): protein deubiquitination; ribophagy
Cellular component (GO): Ubp3-Bre5 deubiquitination complex; ribonucleoprotein complex; cytosol
Molecular function (GO): mRNA binding
Source: RefSeq, a predicted model, not a curated record
AUGACUGCUCCAGAAAUCAAAAAGGACGCCAUUUCCAUCGAAGAAGUCGGCUGGUUGUUCGUGAAGAACUACUACGGCACUUAUACUUCAGAGAUUCGGAAUCUUUACGCAUUUUACGACAAGAACGCCUCUUUGUUGCACGACGAGUUUCCAGCUAACGCUGAGUCUGAAGAGCCAGUGGCAAAGAAAGUUCACCGUGCUGCCGGCACUGACUCAAUCAAAAAGCACUUCACUGAACAGAGCACCAUCAUUGAGAAAAACAAGAUCGUUAUUGAGAGAGCCGACUUUCAAAGCACUGUGGAGAACAGCAUCUUGAUCGUAGUGUGUGGUUCCUGGAAGCGUGGUGCUUCCAACCUUUGGCAGUUCGUCCAGACUUUCGUAUUGAAGCCUGCUGGUGCGAAGACUUUUGAUGUGUCUAAUGACAUGUUGAAGUUCAUUGAUCUUUCGGAGAAUUUUGAGGAACCUCAGUUAGUGGAGCAGAAGGCUGACACUCCUGCUCCAAAUGGAAAAGCCGACGAAAAACUUGACGAGGAUAAGAAGGUGACCGUUGAGCUGGAAGAAGAAACGGUUGAGGCGGUCAAGGAAGAGCCAGAGGCGAAGGAGAAGGACGAAACUGUUGUGGAGAAUAAGACCCCCAAGGCAAAGGAAGAAGUCGAGUCAAAAUCAGCUGCUGAGGUCAUGGAGGACAAGGAGCCUUCAGAUGUUAAUGGUGCCGCUUCCAAGACAUCAUCUAAAGAUACCCCUGCUACUGCUCCUGCUGCUCCGGCGCCAAAGCCUACUUGGGCGUCUUUAGCUGCCAUGCAACCAAAGGUGCCAGUCUCGAAGACCGCCACAGUGCCCUCUCCUGGGGCAGCCAAGAACGUUCCAGCCCCUUCUCCAGUUGUGAAGAAAGCGACUUCCCCAGCUCAAAAUGUUCCUGCAAAUCAGCAGCCAAAUCAGAGCCAACACAACUCCAAGUUCAAGAAGGAUGAGUGGUAUCCAAUUUACAUCAGGGAUGCGGACUGUGACGAAGCAGACUUAAGAGCUGCAUUGACCAAAACUUUUGGUGAGAUGAAGUUCUUCAAGAAAAACCAGAGAGUAGUUUUGUGUGACUUCAAGGAGAAGGAGUAUCAACAGAAGGCUUUGGAAGCCAAGGAGAUUGUUGUCAACAAUGUCGUGGUUCAUUUGGAGCCAAGAACUCACAAGCACAAUAAUAAUAACAACAAUAACAACAACAAAAAUUUCAAAGACAAAAAGGCUAUGAAGAAGAAAUAA